Messenger RNA from Aureobasidium uvarum, 4041 nucleotides. NCBI's taxonomy places the organism in Eukaryota, Fungi, Ascomycota, Dothideomycetes, Dothideales, Saccotheciaceae. The record is from the annotation of a GenBank genome assembly.
AUGGCGGCCGACAGGAGUUCGAAAAAGAGGGCGCGGCCAGACGCAAUCUCUCCCAAUGGCAGCGACGACCAGACGCUGACGACGGCGAACAUGCCCAUCCGCACCUCCAAAGACGCCGCCCUCGAUCAACUUGGCCUCGUGGACUUUCUCCGUCACGACACACGCCCGACGUGCAUCGUCGACACAGCGGCAGGCUACAUCGCCUACCGCAAUCCCGCCCUCGAACGACUGCUCGCCGGCACCUGGAACCUCCAGCACUUUCGCGACUGGGCCACGACUCUUAGCCCACACCCGCAGGCCGCCAGCUUUGGAGGAAGAGCAUGGAACUGCAUACUACAAGACCACAGAUGGCUCAUCGCCAGUGCUCAAGAAGAGGCGCCUCUUCCGGCGGUACGCGGCCCACCAAUACCGUGCACCACAUCGCAAAACAGCAACCCAGGCACAUCAUCGUCCGACUCGCGCCGCCAGUCCGUCGCAUCCUCGUCAUGGCGCACCGUGUCCGACGAGGGCGGCCAGCGCUACCUCGAUUGGACCCGCGCUCCGUCUCCCGCCAUGUCGGCCCAUAUGCACCUGGUGCGCAACUUUGCCUGGCAGGACACAACCAUCGGCAGCAUCCAGUCCUGGCCCGAUGCCCUGCGACAGGCCGUCCUCUCUGCUAUGGCUAACCCGGAUCCACGUCUGCUACUCUGGGGAGACGACCAUGUCAUGAUCUACAACGAGGCCUGCAUUUCCAUGUUUGGCGAGCGACACCCCCGUGCCCUGGGCUCCAAAGCCGAAGAUACGUGGUCAGACAUCUGGUCUGACAUGUACCACUUGAUCAAAUACGUCCAGGUCGAAGGAAGAGGCACCCGCCUGAACAAGCUCCCUCUCGUCAUGGAACGUAACGGAUACCCCGAGGACACCUUCUGGUCUUUUAAUCUGAUUCCAGUCGUCGGUCCUCAUGGUUCCACCAUCGGCAUCAUCGACGAGUUCUCCGAAGUCACCGAACACGUCGUCAGCGACCGUCGCAGAGAUUCCAUUGUCAAGAUCAACAAGGCAAUCGCCAAAGUCAACAGCGUCAAGGAGCUUUGGUUCGAGUUCCUCGAGGGUAUCGAGCCUUGCAAGGAUGACAUUCCCUACGCUCUUCUCCACACGAACCACACUGCUGCCAACAAUCAUUCUAUGCCCGACAACAUCUCGGCCUCUUCUGGCUCAAGUCCACAGCGCUACUUCCUCGAAGGUUCAAUUGGCCUUGCUGCAGGUCAUCCUGCCGUCCCUUUGACAUUUGAUCUUGCCGACUGCGCCCAUGACCAGAACCCUCUUGCACGUGCCUGCUACAAGGCCUGGAAGACUGAAGAUGCGGUCGUCUUGCAGCUCAAAGACGGUAGUCUGCCUCAAGUCCUCCAUCAGGGUGUCCCUGGCCGAGCUUCAGGCGACAAGGCACAAACUGUCUGUGUUAUUCCAGUGCCCGACAUGUCCGGUGGCCAAAUAAUGGCUUUCUUGACUCUAGCACUGACUCCCCGUCGGCCAUACGAUACAGAGGCUGCCAUGUUUGCUUACUAUUUGCGUGAUAUCCUGGUCAAGUCUGCCUCGGCCAUCUGUCUUCCCGACGAGCAACGUCGGGCGCGUCAGAAGUUUGAACAAGUCGAGGCAUCUCUAGCCCAACAACUACGUGUCACUGCACUCGAGACUGAGCGUCUGGAGAGCCGGUUUGCACGAAUGGCUCAACUUGCUCCCAUUGGGAUGUAUGCCAUUACGCCAGACGCUCGUACCACUUUCCACAACCAAGCCUAUCUCGAUAUCACUGGUAUCACCGAACAGUCCAUCGAAGCUCAGACCGACCCCUUGGAGUACCUACACCUCGACGAUCGUGAGAGGGUCAUGAAUGCCUGGCUUCAGUCUCUCGAGGAGAAGCAGACCUUCACCAUCGAGUAUCGUGUAAGCCGUCCAUGGUCCUUCACUGAUCCAAUUUCGGGAGAAACCUUGGACGGCGAUACUUGGGUCUUGGCUACCGCAGCACCGGAACUCGAUGAAGAUGGUAAUAUUGUCCACAUCCAAGGCUGGUUACUCGAUGUCAGCCAUCGCAAGUAUCACGAAAAGUCUCGUAUUGAGCAGAUCGAAAUCGAACAGUCAGAGACUAGAUUCGCCCGCUUGGCUGCAGAUGCUCCUUUGGGCAUGUAUCUUUUGAAGCCCAAUGGCGAGCCAUUGUAUCUCAAUGAAGCAUACUUCAGAAUACUUGGCUUUACCAGAGAAGAGUUUGAGGAUGCUCAGCGACGCGGAUUAGGUUGGGGUGACAGGAUCCAUGACGACGACCAAGCCAAGGUGGGCGAGGCAUGGCUGGCCCUGGCUCAGCAAGGCAUCCCACUGAAUCUGGAAUAUCGCAUCAAGAAAGACUGGAAGUACAUGGACGAAGCUAGUGGCCUCGAGAUGACGGGCGAGACUUGGCUACAAGGUACAGCCAUAGCUGAGAUUGGCAUCGAUGGCUCAGUGGUCGCAAUACAAGGUUUCGUCACCGAAAUAUCAAUGAAGAAAGCUUCGGAACGCUUGCUUAGCGAGAGAUUGGAGGAUGCUCUCGAACACAAACGUCAAGCAGAUCGAUUUAUCGACAUGACCAGUCACGAGAUGCGCAACCCACUUUCAGCAAUUUUACAAUCUGCCGACGGUAUCUUGACGACACUCGAGAACAACAAUCGUUUAGGCAUAUCAACUGGAUCAACGACUUUCAGUGGCGACGUCCUGGAAACCGUACUGGACUCGGCUCAAACCAUCAUCCUUUGCGCUCAGCAUCAAGGUCGUAUUGUCGACGAUAUUCUAACCUUGAGCAAGCUCGACUCGAAUCUGCUUGUGGUAUCACCAGACACAGUGGACAUGCCAGGUUUGAUGGAGAAGUGCUUCAAGAUGCAUGAAGCAGAACUUGUCAGAGCCAAGAUUAGCAUCAGCCUUCGCAUUCAUGAGGGCUUCCGCAACCUGGCCGUUGGUAGAGUCAUGCUUGACUCCAGUCGCUUGCUGCAGGUCAUUAUCAACCUUCUCACCAAUGCCAUCAAAUUCACACAAUUUGCCAGCCGCAAGCAAAUCACGGUACAUCUAGACGCUUCCUUGACCCGACCGAAAGAGGGAAUGUAUGGAGCUCCUUAUGUUCCCUUUCGUGUCAACAGGCCUGAGCACCACUUUACCGCAGAAUGGGGAACUGGCGAUGAAAUCUUCUUGUCGUUGUCAGUUCAAGACAGCGGUAAGGGCAUGAACGACGAAGAGCUGAAGUUGCUUUUCAACCGCUUUUCACAGGCCAGUCCCAAGACCUAUAAGCAAUAUGGAGGCAGCGGUCUCGGUCUGUUCAUCUCGAGAGAGCUCACAGAUCUACAAGAUGGUCAGAUUGGCGUGCACAGCGAGCCUGACAAGGGCAGUACAUUCAGCUUCUACAUUAAAGCUACAAGAGCAGUCGACGAUGACGAAAUUCUGAGAGAAGGAACACUGACCACUCCGACACUAAACACGCCUGUCACCUAUACCCGCGAUCCUGCUUCUAACUCCUCUCAAGUCAGCAACGAUACCCAGACACACGACAAAACACAGAAUGUUAUCCGCAAAAUGUCCGCUGUGGCUAGCGAUCUCACCGAAGAGAAACCACACCUUCAUGUGCUGGUAGUGGAGGACAACAUCAUCAAUCAACGCACCUCUUUCUGGGCAUCCCACCCCGCAUCAAGACAGAAACAUGAGGAAGCACCAAGUCCGAAGACAAUGCCGCAAUCAAACAUCAUCCCUCUCUCCGUCGUCCUUAUGGAUCUGGAGAUGCCCGUCCUCGGCGGUCUGGAAACAGUAAAAAGAAUUAGAAGCCUACAGAGUGAAGGCAGUAUCAUCGGACACGUCCCCGUCAUUGCAGUAACAGCAAACGCGAGGAGCGAACAGAUUGCCGUUGCCAUCGAUCAUGGUAUGGACAGCGUCGUAACAAAACCUUUCAGGAUCCCAGAACUGGUGCCCCAGAUGGAAGGCCUGGUCAAGAGAGUGGAGCAAGGCAGGACUGGCAGAAAGUCUGUCGUGAAAGAUGGGAAGUCUUCUAUUGUAUGA